This is a messenger RNA of Rotaria socialis, 600 nucleotides long. The record is from the annotation of a GenBank genome assembly. Lineage: Eukaryota; Metazoa; Rotifera; Eurotatoria; Philodinida; Philodinidae.
AUGGUCAUUAUUCAUUAUUCAUUAUCUAUUAUCAUAAUUACCAUAUUUCAAAUAUUAUUUGUAACGGAUUAUUACUAUUUUGAAGAAGCUAUAUUAACAAUAUGGGAUAUAAUGGAAGAAACAUUCGGUUUAAUGAUGAUAUGGGGCGAUAUUGUAUUUGUACCAUUCUUUUUUUCGAUUCAAACCCAUUAUUUAUCUUUACAUUCACCAUCUAUACAAACAUUAUCAACAUCAUAUUUAGUAUUUUGCUUAUGCUUAUGUAUUAGUGGUUUCCUAUUAUUUCGAAUUGCUAACUUACAAAAGCAUCAUUUUAGCUAUGAUUCAUCAUAUGUUUGGGGACUAUCUUGGCAUAAUUAUUUUGUUAAACAACUUUUUGGUAUGAAUCGUUGUAAUAUACCAAAAUAUAUUCAAACAAAACGUGGACCAAACAUAUUAUAUUCAGGCUGUUGGGGUAUUGCAAAACGUAUGAAUUUAACAGGUGAUAUAUUACAAAGUAUUGGCUGGUGUUUAUUAUGUUCAUUUAAUCAUUUCAUACCCUAUACAUAUAUUAUAUAUUAUAUAUUUAACAGUUUGUUUUAUGCAUCGCGAAAGAAGAGAUAA